Sceloporus undulatus (fence lizard) is the source of this 7756-nucleotide messenger RNA. RefSeq names its product activating transcription factor 7 interacting protein (gene ATF7IP). The record is from RefSeq and is a predicted model, not a curated record. Gene Ontology annotation, biological process: regulation of DNA-templated transcription. Bases 867 to 4235 code for a protein of 1122 amino acids. Gene Ontology annotation, molecular function: transcription coregulator activity; protein binding. NCBI's taxonomy places the organism in Eukaryota, Metazoa, Chordata, Lepidosauria, Squamata, Phrynosomatidae. The transcript is spliced from 16 exons. Gene Ontology annotation, cellular component: transcription regulator complex; nucleus.
GUGCAAUUCAGAAAGCAUUGUGGGGUUAAACUUUGGUGAAGAGCCUGUCCCUUUAUUUGUAUAACUUUGCAUAUGGGGGAGGGGAGGAAGAUUUGAUGCGCACUCUGCCCCUGUUUCCACACCGGUUCCAGUGCUUCAGACUUGAUUCUAUUUUUAGCCUUGUUGCUGGGCAGAUCUGCCUGCACUUCCUGCUGAGUCUCAGCCUCUGGUUUCAAAGGGAUUGCACAAAGCGAUCUUCAGCAACCAACCUGGGUGACUAUGCAAAUCUUCAACUCAGUUUUUUGACAUAAGAUAGUCAAGUAUACUUUCUAUGGCUCAUCUUAAUGCUUUGAUGUCAACAUGGCUUCAGGGGGCUCCUUUUUAGAGGAUGUUUUCCAUACCUACAAAAGAGACUGUCAUUUUUAAUGCAAAGUUAUAAACUAUUAGGGUAAGGGGGGAAAGCUGAAUCAUUCUUGUUAAUCAGAUUUUAAUUUGUCAUGCCUCCCAAGCUUGCAGUCCUUCCUACUUGAGCCACAUUUAUGACUUUGGCGUGAGGUGGGCAGUGACCUCUAUCUGUGGCUGUGCAUGUCCAAAUCAUCAGAUGCAUUUCAUUUCCCUUAAGAAAGAAAUUCUCCUCAGUGGAUAAAAGAAGUAAGCAAAUAAUGUGUUCUUUGUGAGAAACCUAUUGGAUGCAAUUUAGAACUAGAGUGCUUGCUUCUGAUUGGUGGCUGAGCUUCAGCUUCCUUCAGCCAAUCAGAGUACAUAAAAUGGAACAAGGAAGGGACUCCAUAAGAAUGAAGCAAGGCUGCCGGUUUCUCUUUUUUUCCCUGUGUGAAGAUCACACAAACUGAGUGUGUGGCUACAGCUGGCUCCCUCUUGGGAUCAAAAUGGAAAGCAAUGAAGAGCCUCAAAAAAAAGUGUUUAAGGCUCGCAAAACCAUGAGAACCAGUGAUCGACAACAGCUUGAGAGCGUGUAUAAGGUGAAAGAGGAACUUUUGAAGACUACCGACAUUAAAUUGGUAAAUGGGAAACAUGAAAAUGGGGAUUCAGAUCUCAGUUCUUCUGUACUCAAUCCUGAUUGCCCUGAGGACAAAGUGGUAAAUGGUAUAGAGGAUUUAGGACUUGACUCUGAAGAAGGAAAAAUGAACUCUGAAGAAAUUAUUGAUGCCAAAAGCCCAGAUGUCAAAGAAAACCAGGCUGGUGACCUGACUGACAGACUUGAAACAACCCCGAAACCUUCUCCUGAGAGCAUUGCUUCUGAUCAAGUUCAUGAGGAUACUAGUACUACUUUAGGCUCUGUCCCAGAAGGACAAAUACUUGAAUGUAAUAAAGACAGUGAGAUCCAAGAAGAGGUCAGUAUACAAAAUGAUUUGGACCAUAAUGAUGCUUAUGUAAAGGAUGAUUUGGACCAAAAAACCACACCAAGUGAGCCUGAAGAGGAUAAGAAAGUAAGUUGCAAUGUUAAUGACUGUGUAAUGGAGCCAGCAGAAACAAAGGAGUUAGCUCUUGGUCCUGAUAUGAUUGUGGAAGAAGAAAAGAAUGCAGAAGAAGAUGUUAUAAAAGAGAAUAUUGGCGAAGAAACAAUAUCUAGCAGUUUGGAUACAAAUGAGGGCCAAAAAAUUGAAGAGGUCCAAUCUUCAGAGCCUACAGAGACUAACAUUCAAAAAGCUGCAGAAGAUGAAUCAGUUGAUAACAUCUUAGGAAAUGCAGCCACUAUGGAAACAGAUGAAAUUAUUCCAAUUUUGGAAAAGCUUGCACCAGCAGAUGAAUUAAAUAGUUUCUCCAAAUCCAUCUUGCUUCCAGUGGAAAACGCCAACUUGGAUGCAGAGGAUAAAGCAGAAAAUUCAGUGAAUUCCCCAUCUAAACAUGAAAGCACUGAAAGUUUGCCCAAAGAAGCUUUCUUAGUGCUUUCUGAUGAAGAAGAACUCUGUUGUGACAAAGAAGCUGAAAUGAUAACAUCAGUCCUUUCAGAAGAUAAAGAAGAGAAAAAUGAAAAAGAAUUGAACAAAGUGGAAGAAAAAGAGCACAAUGAGGAAGAGAAACCUCCAGAAAGAAGUGAAGCAUCAAGAAGAAAGCGUUCCAAGUCAGAAGAUAUGGAUAGUGUCCAUUCAAAGCGUCGUCGAUAUACGGGAGAAGAAUAUGAAGCAGAAUUUGAAGUAAAAAUUACAACAAGAGGGGAUGUUCACCAAAAGCUAGAAAAGGUCAUCCAUCAGUUUCUAGAAGAGAAGUUCACUGCCCUACAGUGUGCUGUGUUUGAUAAAGCUCUAGCAGAUUUGAAAACCAGAGUAGAGAAGAUUGAAUGUAGCAAGAGACAUAAAACAGUGCUUACUGAAUUACAGGCUAAAAUUGCAAGACUGACAAAAAGGUUUGGAGCAGCCAGAGAAGACUCAAAAAAAAAGUCUGAAAAUCCACAAAACAUGGCCCAUUCCCCAGGAAAAGCAGCUGGCGACACAAGUGGUAUCAACAGUGUGCAAUAUCGAAAUGCUGGCACAGUAAGACAGAUGCUUGAAUCCAAAAGAAACGUGGGAGACACCACAACAGCUACAUUUCAAUCUCCUGUAAAUACAGUAUCUGCUGCUACUCUUACUACUCCGCAAACACAAAUCAGUGGACAUCCCAAACCACAAACACCUGUCACCUCAGCACCAUUAACAUCUGGUACCUUGACAACAUCUGUUAUUCCUGCAGCUAACACAGCAACAGUAGUUGGCACAAGCCAGGUGGCUGGUGGCAACACACAGCCAAUGUCUGUUUCACUGCAGUCCUUGCCAGUAAUAUUGCAUGUACCCGUUGCAAUGUCCUCCCAGCCUCAACUUCUACAAGGCCAUACUGGUACCUUGGUUACUAACCAGCAAUCUGGCAGUGUUGAAUUUAUUCCUGUACAAAGCCAAUCUAAUGUUGGUAACCUAACCAAAACUCCAUUGGCUCUGCCACCAGCUAAUUCAUCAAAACCAAAUAAUAACACUUCAGUACCCAGCUCUGGCAUUCAGAGGAACUCACCAGCUAGUGUUGGCUGUUCAAUAGGAACAACUCUAGCAGUACAAGCCGUCUCAACAGCACAUCCUGUUGCACAAGCUGGAAGGACUACUUUGGCUACUGUAACUACUUCAGGGAUUUAUACUCCUCCCACCAAUAGGAGUAACAUACAAAUGAAGAUCCCGUUAUCAGCCUUCAACAGUACGGCUCCUGAAACAAGCACUGCAGCAACACCUAGAGUUGAGAGUCAGACAGCCAGACAGCUACCGCCUCCACCACCACCACCAGAUACUUCAGCCAACAAGAAAGCACCUGAAGUUGCGCCACAGAGUGGCAAAGCCCCAGGCAGUGCUGGAGGAGGAGUAAUUGAUCUGACACUGGAUGAGGAAGAUGAUGGCUCAUCUCAAGAUGGCAAAAAACAGAACCAAUUGAACGCGUCUGGAAUGGGCCUGUCAACCCCAUCUGUAGCUCGUCCCUUGCAGCCGGUUCAGACAAACCCUCUCCAGCAAGCAAGUGCACCAACAAAUGGACUAUCACAGACCACCAUACAUGUUCUGCCCGCAGCUCAGACAACUGUGAAUGUAACUCAUCGUCCAAUGACUCAGGCUGUUCCCAGGCUUCCAGUACCAAGAAACCCUAGUAACCAUCAAGUAGUCUAUACUACUGUUCCUGCACCAUCAGUACAAAAUCCUGUGCGAACCACUGUUAUGCAGAGCCCUAGUUUAAGGCAGGUCAACCCACAAAGUUCAGGUAUGGCCGUGCGAAUGCCUCAGACAACUGCAUAUGUUGUGAACAAUGGACUAACCUUGGGAUCUGGAGGGCCUCAGCUCACAGUACAUCAUCGACCACCACAAGUGCAUUCAGAGCCACUACGGCCUGUGCACCCAGCCCCAUUGCCAGAAGCCCCACAGCCAUCCCGCUUGCCACCUGAAGCUGCCAACACCUCCCUGCCUCAGAAGCCACAUCUGAAGUUGGCACGUGUGCAAAGUCAAAACGGCAUUGUACUCUCCUGGAGUGUUUUGGAAGUGGACCGAAGCUGUGCCACUGUGGACAGCUAUCAUCUGUAUGCAUACCAUGAGGACCCCAGUGCCACUGUGCCUUCUCAGUGGAAAAAGAUUGGGGAAGUAAAGGCCCUUCCCCUACCAAUGGCAUGCACACUUACCCAGUUUGUGUCUGGCAGCAAAUACUAUUUUGCAGUGCGUGCUAAGGACAUCUUUGGCCGCUUUGGACCCUUCUGUGACCCCCAAUCAACAGAUGUCAUUGCGUCCCAAAGCAGUUAAACUUGAGACUUUGAAGGCUUCCAUUAUUGCCCCUCACCUGUGGCUUACUCUGGUUUUGGGUUUAUUUUCAUGCAUGAAAGUUGCUGUAAAAUACCCUCUGCAGGAUUAUUUUGGACAGCUAUGUCAUACACUACAGGACAUAUAACCAAAACCAAAAUAAAUUCGAGCCAGCAGUUGGAGAGCCUGUAUUUCUGGUGAAGUCUUGAAGUACAAAAUCUUCUCUCCUUCUCCCGCAAGCUGCUCUACGUGAAAAGUAGUAAGACACUAAGUUGGGAGUUUUUACUUCAUACUGAUGUGUCCCAAUGAGUUGAUCAAGAAUAUCAAGUUCUGAUACAAGGGCAGGAGUGGGUGCUCAAUGAUCAGGUUAGAAGGGAAGCCAGGAUUCAGGGUCUUGCUUUCUUUUGUUCUGGACAGUAAACAGUCUUACUUUGCAGGUCAUCAUCUACUCUCUAGAGGGCAAAAGGAUCUUGUGCGUGGCCAGUUCUUGAAGAAUGUAUGUGCAUCCACUUAUUUGAGUGGAAUUAGAGAAGAGUGAGUAGUAUCUUGGCUAGCUCACAAUGUGCUCACCACCAGAGGUAGGGGCAUUUUGAAGCUAGACCAAAAAUAGGUUUGUAGAAAACUUCAUUUGCAUUUCCGGUAGCUUCCCACCCUCCUCUUUGUCCUUCUCUUUUUUAAACAAAAGUUUAAUUUGUGCCUUAAACAAUAAUUUCAAAAAUAAAUGCAGUCACACUUUGUGCAGUCCUCCUGCUUCUGCCCUCUUUCCUUCUUCUGCUUUUCAUCUAGCCCCAGAAUGUUCUAACCUCUCCUUGCAGAGUUUGAAGAAGUAUAGCACCCAGCUCUCGGGUUAAUUGCCAGUUCAUUCCAGUCAAUAUUUAAUUGUUAUGAAUUGUCUAUGAAGUUGGGUUACCUUUAACAGCAUUUGGUUGCAUCAUGUUCUUCUUGGAAGAUGUACUAUAGACUGGUGGCAUCAGAGACCCCUUUCUCACUUAAACACAAAUACUUGGGCUGCUCUGUAAGGCCUAUUUGAUGAAAUCCCUUGAUGAAAGUAUUCAAAUAAACCUUCUGGUCCAAUAUUUGCUCCUUUCAGUGGCUGAGUCAAGGCGAUGGAAUAGUGCCUCCACCUAGUUUCUUCCAUCACACAAAGAGUUAAGUGUCACAACCUAAUGCCCAAACCACACCUGAACUGGACUUGAAGAAAACUGCACCCUACUGUCUUCCAGAGGAAAGCAGGGCACAUAUGUUGUCUUCCUGGCCUAUCAGCUUGGGGGCAGGGUAGCUCUUCCCACUUCAUUGUCUUUUGAAGCUGAUAAGAAUUGAAACUGAAAUGAAAGGUUCAAAAUGGGAGCAUGCUGGUCCUUAUCGAUAUUGUGUGUUUGGGGAAGAUAGGUCUUAAUUCUGAUUGAGUAAAAUUCUUUGCAUUUUGAUAGAUGGUACAUCUUGUGUUCUUGUCUGCAUUGUAUUCCUUCUGAGUGACAUGAAAUGUUACUUCCUAAAAAGUUUUAGCUUGUUCCCCUAAUGGCUUUAGUCAAGGGAUAUAUUUGAACAGGCUGAAUAUUGUGCUUGUUAUCUGAGUGGAAUUCUUCAGUCUCAAGCAACAGACAGGAAAUAUUGCAAUGGUUUGUCUCUAUGAAUAAAGACACUUGUUUUCUUGCAGUACAGUAUAAAAGCAAUCAAUGAGCUGUGUACCAUGGCUACCUGUUGAGAUUAUUUUUUUCUCACUUUGAGAGGAACAUUAGUGCUGACACUAAUCAUCAUAAUACUAAAAGACCUGCCAUUGGAAGAGAACAAAAAUAUAUGGAGGUAGUACUUUAUUAAUUAAUUAGAUAUCUUCAGACUUCUGAACUGAAUAGGAGGACAUGCUUUCUGGAGCAGAAUGAAUGGGAGCACAUUUUUGGGACCUUACAGCCUUGUACUUGGUGCCAUAUUUCUUUUUGUCUCAAAGCAGAGAACUGGGUUAACCAGGUUGAGUAUCUGCUUGAUAAAGGAUAUUUGAAAAUAGUAUUUCCUUUCUGUCAAAGUAUUAUGAAGUAAACUGGAUUUCACAAUACAGAACUGGAUAGAGAUUGGAUUUUUACUAGUCUGUGCUCAUUAAGAAAUGGUACAUCCCACUCAGCACUUUGAAUAUAUUACUGAUUAGGCAGAACUUCUUAACAAUUACUUUGUAAAGAUUUUGAGGAGUUCAAGGCGAUUUCAGUGUCCACAUUGUACUGUACCAGUAUUUAUUUCCCCCCCACCUCACUAUGCUUAUUGAAGUAUAUGGCUGGCCCAUGCUUGGAAAAAUUGUUUUCUACUACUAUCAUGUGCAAGACAGUAUGUUCUUUUCAUCUGUAUUACAUCAAUAUUCUGUUUGUUGUCUUUAAUAUGUGAAAAUCCAUUUCCAGAUAAUAAGUUCCAUUGCAGAGGAAAAGUAUUUUCUAUUCAAAAAGGAGAAUGUGACAGGACAGUUCCCAUUCUGUUAAUUUGCUUGUUAUGUUCUGUUUUGAUUUUUGGAUUACAGUUAGGAAAUCCUGUAUUGGGAACUCUUAAGAACUCCAAACUUUAAGGAGGUGUGUCAUGUGUCUCAAGGACUGUUGAAACAUCAAGACUGAAUAUUCAGCAUUUUGAAAGCUUCUUAAAGCUAUGAUUUGCAAAGGUUUAAAAAAGAUGGUAACUGCUGAAUUUGAGAGCAUAAGGAAAGAGUAAGAUACAACAUUUGUUGUACUGAAAUAAUUUAUACUGGUUCAUGCUUUCAUACAUGCCUUUUUUGCUUAAGGGAAUCCAUGGUACAUGAGAGCUAGUGUGUCAGUAGCAUUAAAUCUGGUUUCCAGAAUGGCCCUCUUACAAUAUUGGGAUUGCAACGGCAAUGCAAAAUGAAGUUGGGACAAUGCCCCUUAGAACUGUAUUAUGAGUCAACAAAAAUAUCCAGAUUUUAAUAAUGAUAGUUUGAUAUAUUGAAGAUACUUCUUCCUCCCUGCCCCUUCACUUGAAGUGUAUGAAAACUGGGUACCAAAGUUUUGGCAACAAAGGAGGUUCUACUAAUGCCACAGACAAGUUAUUCCAUCCUUCCUGUAAUUAAUUUUAUGUUAAGAACUGUAAAAUGUACAAGUAGGCAAAGAUAAAUUAAAAUGUGUUUGAUCAAUAUUUUAAAGCACACUGAUAGGUUUCUUAUCUAAUUGUGCUGGAUUUUUCCUCUUUGAAAAUAUAUUUUAAAUGCUGUCUGCAUUGGAAGUUUUAUUUGUAAAUAGAGUGAUCAGACAGCCAAACCUUGGGCUACUUGCUGAACUUCAGUUAGCUUAUCAGCCAUUGGAAAACUACAAAACCUUUUCUUAUGAACUUGCACUCUGAUUUUUUCCCCUUCUGCAGACGAACGUGUAAAUAAAGAUAAAGUGGGACGUACCAAAAAGUCCAGUUUCAGCAGGGCAAUGGCAAGUUCUAACUUUUGUAUGCAUUGUAGAUUAGUGUCUGUAUACGUGUUAACUGUAGUGGGUUUUUGUCUGACAAGCCUGAGAUUUAUACUUUGAAAUAAACUACUGGGUUUUUAA